AAGAGGAAAGAAAACGACAGUGAGGAAGAAAGAAGGCGUUUGUUAUUGACAGCGCGCGAAAGAAAAAUGGCGGAACUACAAAAUGAAAGGUUUCAGGGAGACGAUGGGCUUGAUAUGGUUUCAGAGGACGUUUCACAAGGGACCAAAAGACACUUAGACAGAUCCCCGAGUCCAGAACCUCCACCCAAGUCUCCUCGCACCUCAUCACCCCCUGCGGUCAUCGCUCUUUUAGAAGAGAACCAGCCAGAAGACCAAGAUUCAGCAGCUCAUGCAGACGUCGUGCAGAGAGAGACGAUGACUGAAGCUGCUCCUGAUCUCAGCCCUCGCUCACGGAGAAAAUCCUGGAGGAGGUCGACUCGAGGCAGGGCGUCAUUCCCAGCCCUCCCCAGUACCUCCCAGUCUCUGUGUAAAUCCAUCAGCCUGGACCUGAGUGAUGAAGAGAGGCUGGAGAAACUCAUGGAAGCAGCAAUGCAGGUUACAGUGAAGAGGCUGCGAAACACACUGGGCACCAUCCCCGGUGCUGAUUUGGAGGCAUUUCAAACCCAAGUUGACUCCCUGCAGACGGAGUGGGCGAGUAUGGCUAAAACCAUUAGUGAGGAAAGUCAGCUGUCGUUCUCCAGCUCCAGCAGCGAUCCGGCUAUUCAGAAAGCCAUCGAGCGUGCGAAGGAGAACCUGAACAGGCUCCAGGCGGAGAGUUUGUCCUGGGAGUCUCUCCUAAAUAAACAUCGCUCCAAAGCGGAGGAGUUGGCCAAGAGAGUGGAGGAAGGCCAGGAGAGAGGUGUGAGUCUGGACCCGUCCUGCGUCGCUCAGUCCUCUCAGAGCAAGCUGAUCCUGAAUAAACCCGAUUACAACGCAGUGCUGCAGAGACAACACAGAGUCCUUAACACUAUGGAGCUGGUGCUGGAGUCUCAGUGCAUGAUGAUGAGGGCGCUCCUGUCCUUCCAGGAGGAUUCACACUUACUGGUGAAGGAGACCAGCGCACGAUUAGCUCAAAGCGCUGGAUUCCAGGAUCUCCCAUCAUCCCCGGUGAAGACUCUCCUAAACCUCCCUCAAUCUGCCACGUCAUCUUAGUUAUGGUUCAUCAAAAAAAACCUCUCUGUGUUUCCAUGACGACGAGGACACUUACGACACGUGUAUAAAUGACCAUACGGAACGACACGCCUAUCUCUCUGCCGUUAUAGUUUUGUUAAUGAAGCGCAAACUAAACAUCAUGUACCCUGUUCCUUUAAAUAUUGUGCUUGAGUAUCGUGAGCAUCAUACCGCCAUGACAUCACGAUAUCGGUAUCGCGUUAUCAUAUUAUCCGGCCGUGGCCUUCCUGUCUCUAUUUCUUUUCUCUUGACUCUUUAGUUAAAUCAUUUUUAAGGUGCCACGUCGAGCGCUGAAGGCUUUUCUGUUUAAAAUGGAGCGUCAUUGCUGGUGUCAUCUGUUUCCUAAAUGUGUUACAUAAUUAUAUACUCAUUAUAACAGCAGGUAAUCAUUACCAGAGAUAAAUUACAGCGGCAUUUCUUAAUGAAAACCCUGCUCCUGAUCUGGCCACUAGAUGGCAGUGUGUUUCAUUUAUAGCGCAAAUGAUAUAGAGCCAUAUUCCAUGUGCGUUGUUUACACGAGUUCUGAUGCUGCUGGUUUCCUCAAAUAUUUGUUUUAAGAGCUGAGGAUGAGAGAUGUACGGAUUUUUACCAUGAAAUGACAUGGCUCGAUGGUUAUUUUCUCCUUGUUGUACACUACAGGUUCUCAACCCUGACCCUGGAAAACACACAACAAACUGAAGACAGUUCACAUCAGGAAGCUCUGUUAUAUAUCAUAUCAUAAAUGUGCUGGACACCAGGGUUUCUCCAGGACCAGGGCUCGAAACGUGUGUGUGAGAUGACAAAAGGGGCAGUCGUUAUCAAAUAUCUCCGACAACAACAAUGAAAACGUUUUAUUAAAAUCUCAGAAUGUCAGCUUGGUGCUAGAAAACCAGCCCAUAGGAAGAUGGCUACAGGUGCAGGACGACAGGAAACAAUGGAUUAAAAAAAUCCUUGAGCUUUUCUUUUUCCCUGAGCCAGAGUGAUUCAUGAUGUUUUCAUUAAUCACGAGUCUCUCAUUAGAGGAUCAUCAUAUAAUCUGAUGUUUAAAAAAAACGUACCCUGUAAUAGAAUUCAUCCAUAAUGUAAAAUGUCUGUAGUGUAAAACAGGCUUAAAACAAGUGACAUGACAUGUCCGGUUCUGGUCCUGGAGAACCGGAGAACCCUCUGUCCUGCGUUCUUCAGUGUUCCUCAUGAAUCAGGCGUGUUAGAGAGAAGAGAAGGCUAGUAAAUAUCCAGCACUGGGAUCGAGAGUCUGUGAGAGUUCAGACAGAUUGAGUGUGGAAACGGUGACACCCCGGUUAAGGGGGUUUGGGUUAUUGAUCCGAAGGUCGCGAGGUCAAAUCCCAGCAGCACCAUGGGUUCUUGAACAAGACUUGUAACCUUCAAGCUGCUCACUCGGAUCCUGUCUCCAACCAGCAAAUGUAAAUAAAGGCUAGAGCAUGACUAAAUUCAAAUAAAUAAAUAAAUAAAUAAAUAGUU
Molecule: messenger RNA, 2547 nt
Organism: Hemibagrus wyckioides
Lineage: Eukaryota; Metazoa; Chordata; Actinopteri; Siluriformes; Bagridae
Exons: 11
Coding region: 67-1071 (334 amino acids)
Biological process (GO): mitotic sister chromatid segregation; cell division
Cellular component (GO): MIS12/MIND type complex
Source: RefSeq, a predicted model, not a curated record